Messenger RNA from Helobdella robusta, 570 nucleotides. RefSeq lists its product as hypothetical. Bases 1 to 570 code for a protein of 189 amino acids. The transcript has 3 exons. NCBI's taxonomy places the organism in Eukaryota, Metazoa, Annelida, Clitellata, Rhynchobdellida, Glossiphoniidae. The record is from RefSeq and is a predicted model, not a curated record.
AUGCCGUCUACCGGCUCCGCCAUUGCUGCCUACGGAGGGAAGGAAAAUAAGAAUGCCGAUUGGAUUUUAGCUUAUUGGGACAAAAUAAAGCUUAUGAUCGGAGUCAAAAGAAAAGCUUUGAUUGCUGACAUAACAAAGCCUAUAAACAAAAGAGGUAUGUAUGAUGGUAUUAAAAGAGCAAUAAGCCCAAUUCCUGCCAAGUCAGUUUCCGUCAUGUCAAAAACCGGUAUGACUAUAAUCGAUCGUGCUAUGCAAAUGCAGCGUGGAAGGAACACUUUUUUUGUACUGUACGCGGUCGCAAAUGUCGUGACUGACACCGCUUUCAACUCCAUCUUAGAGCUUCCUGCCAUGGUGGAGCUGGAUUACGUGCCUACUGAAGAAAAGCUCAGCAAAGCAAUCGACCGCCUAAUUAGUGAAAAGCUCCUAAAGAUGAUGGCAACCAUGGUGUAUGCAACAGCUAUUGAAGAAUCUCUUUCCUUAGUGUUGUUGGUGAAGUGUUUGCUUGUGUACAGUUCUUUGUUUCACACUUUUCUCUGGACUCCCAAUGCGGUUUCAGAGCUAGAAAAUUAA